AUGGAGAAUGCGCAGCAUGCGAAGACUGAAACGAUAGCAACUCUAACGACAAUGAUUUCAGAGCCGUCAGAUUUAGAGACGAUAGCUUCACCUCUGGUGGAUACUUCAGAAUAUAAGCCGAUGACAGAGCCAUCCUCAAUGACGACAAUUCCAGGUCCAGGGACAACUAUCGAAUAUGAGCUGUCUACGGAAGAGGUUCAGAUGACAACACUUGACUACGGGAACGAAUCAGAAAUAGAGCUGUGGUUUUUCGAAGAAUCCCAAGCGUCUUGUGCUCAGUUCGAAUACUUGGGUGCUGGCGGGAAUGCGAAUCGAUUCGUUGAUGAAGCUACUUGUAUGCGUGUUUGUGGAACCGAAUUUGUUAGUGCUGUUCAUGGUGAAGCUGACCAUAGAGCAGGAGAGGCCAAUUAUGCAUUAUGUGAAUUGCCUUUAGAAAUCGGAAAUGGCGCGUUCAAAAUACCACGAUUUUAUUUUAACAAGGGUGAGGAGAAAUGCGAACCGUUCGACUAUACCGGUGAUGGUGGGAAUGGGAAUCGUUUUCUAACGGAAGAGGAUUGCAAGCAGCUCUGCCUUGCAAAUCAGUACAACCAAGAACUUGCUUCUCCACAGGGAGAUGAUAGUUCAGGAGAUAAAGCAAGUGCCCUGGACUGGACCAUCUUCAUUGUGCUAUGUAUUGUGGUGUUCCUUCUUAUAAUUAUUUUGAUUACCGUAUUGAUCUGCUGUAUUAUGUUGGCUACGAAGAAAGGAAGAGCCGCAGCUGGACUAAGCGCUGCAAGCGGAAAACCGAAAACCAACAAAAAUGCCAAGAACCCGAAGAAACCUACAAAAGGCGCUAAAGCAAAAACAAAAUGA
Haemonchus placei is the source of this 852-nucleotide messenger RNA. Lineage: Eukaryota; Metazoa; Nematoda; Chromadorea; Rhabditida; Trichostrongylidae. The record is from the annotation of a GenBank genome assembly.